Molecule: messenger RNA, 861 nt
Organism: Monoraphidium neglectum
Lineage: Eukaryota; Viridiplantae; Chlorophyta; Chlorophyceae; Sphaeropleales; Selenastraceae
Exons: 6
Coding region: 1-861 (286 amino acids)
Source: RefSeq, a predicted model, not a curated record
AUGGCCCGCCUCGUCGCCGCCGCGGCUGCCGCCGUGCUGCUGCUGGCUGCCUGGGCGGCGUGCACCGCCGCAGCGCCGGUGCAGGUCCCAAAGUGCGAGUGGGCUUCAGAGUACUGGCUGUGUGUAGCCACCAGGGCUGCCGCAUGGCCGAGGAAGCCGGCGCCCCCCAACCGCCUGGCAACCAAGGACCUGCAGACGUGGGCGCGCGAGUCCCUGUGCGCGGCCCAGAACACGAAGGCGCUCUGCGACAAGGCCGCCGUGCCGGGCAAGAACGUGGGGACGUCGGGUACGACCGACCCCUGCUUCUGGGACGCAGAGCAGAAGUUCUGCCGUACCCACGUUAACACCAUCGUCGAUAUCGCCUGCGAAGGUGAUCUGGCGCAGCUGACCGACAAGUGCUCUGCUUUCGACAAGCAGGCGUCCUGCGUCACCAACUCGCUCUGCAAAUGGGGAAAGAUCAACAACAAUGAGAUCUGCUACCCGCGGCUGGUGGACCAGCUGGGCAUCAAGACCAUCCCCGCAUACUACAUCAACUAUUACUACAACCCCGCAACUUACGGCACCUGUGACGAGUCUAAGACGUACCGCAACUUUUUGUCCAAGUGCUGGGGCAAGAGCAAGGACGCCUGCCAGUCGAGCAAGAUCUGCAAGUAUUGGCCCAACGAGGCCGCGUGCACCUCGACCGAGGCCGCCGAGGCCGCGUACGUCACCGGCGGAGACACCGGUUCGAUCUCCGCCGAGAACUACUGCGGGAAGUUUUACACCCGGGAGGCGUGCGGCAAGGCGGGGACCGUCGCGUUCGACCCCAAGGUGACCCGCAAGUACCUCGAAGACAACGUCCCCAAAGCCUUUGCCGGCUGA